AUGAACAGGAUACGACUAAAACUGAUCGCUAUCCUCCAGGAAGCUUCUCCACCGGGGAUCAUGGGAAUAGACGCCAUCCUGAAGGCGCAGGAGGAAGCCCGCCUGGCUGAGGAACUCGAGAGACAAAAGAAGGAGAGCCGUCGUCUUGAGGAGGAUGAUGAUUCGGACACAAGAUCGUCAAGCGAUAGCGGGGAUGAUGAAAAGGACGGGGCAACGGACGGAUCGAUGGGGUCGACAGUAACGAGGGGAUAUGUUCCCUCGCCUGGGCUUGUGCACCAUAUCAUCCCGGGGACACAGGCUACGCCGAUGGAGAUGUCGGCGUAUCUGCAGCAUGUGUUUGAGCAGACGUUGGAUGAGAUCGCGCUCAAAGAAUCGAUCCUGGAGGCACUGGAGACGAUAGCGGUGCUGAAGGACUCGGGCGCGGAUGAGUUGCCGCCUUUGCUGGAUCAGCAGUUGACGAAUAUGGUCCUACUCUGGGAGUUGGAGCCGUAUCUGGAGACGGCGCCUGAGCGGAACCAAGUCGAGGAAUCGUUGGGCGUGGUCUCAUGGCAGAUGGAGAAUGUGAAAUAA
Gamsiella multidivaricata is the source of this 570-nucleotide messenger RNA. RefSeq lists its product as uncharacterized. Bases 1 to 570 code for a protein of 189 amino acids. The transcript has a single exon. NCBI's taxonomy places the organism in Eukaryota, Fungi, Mortierellomycota, Mortierellomycetes, Mortierellales, Mortierellaceae. The record is from RefSeq and is a predicted model, not a curated record.